AUGAAAAUUAAUUUUCGUCGUUAUUUGUUAAUGGUGUUUAUUGCUUUAUUUGUAUCAGCAUUUUUCAUUGUUGAUACACUUUUCAUUGCUAUAACAUAUUCUUUUGGGGGUAUUAAAUAUUUUGAUAAUUUAAACAAAACACUGCCAUUUGUUGAGUAUAAAAUGGAAACGUUGGCUAUUUUGAAACUUUUACCUGCAACUAUUGCUGAAUUAUCUGCAUAUUUAAUAAUAUUUGUUUGUGGGUUUAAAAUGGUUAGAUAUGUCAAUUUAAACACUAAUUUUGAUGAAAAUUUGAAGAGAUUAAAUAAACUUUUAACAAAAGUUUUGAUUAUUUUGGCUAUUGUACCUUUUGCUAAUCAAACUGGACUUUUAUUCUGUAUAUUUUAUUCACAAACAACUAGCACUACAACAAAUAUUAUUAGAAUCUUAAUCCUUUUUUUUCAUUUAACACCUGUAUUUAACCCAAUUAUUUGUAUUUUAACAAACACUCCAUAUCGAAAUGUCUUUUUUAAUCGUUCACAAGUACAUCCACAAUAA
Molecule: messenger RNA, 537 nt
Organism: Meloidogyne enterolobii
Lineage: Eukaryota; Metazoa; Nematoda; Chromadorea; Rhabditida; Meloidogynidae
Source: the annotation of a GenBank genome assembly